Eruca vesicaria subsp. sativa (arugula) is the source of this 840-nucleotide messenger RNA. NCBI's taxonomy places the organism in Eukaryota, Viridiplantae, Streptophyta, Magnoliopsida, Brassicales, Brassicaceae. The record is from the annotation of a GenBank genome assembly.
AUGGAACCAAAGCUGCCACAUCUUUGCUAUUGCCUUCUACUUUUUCUUCCACUACUCUUUCAGUCUGCCAUAGCCAAUCCUUCAUCAUCAGCAAACCAUAGAAAAAGCAUCAACUUCAUCGUAUCCUCAUGCCGCACCACGCGUUACCCUACUCUCUGCAUCAAAUGCCUCGCGGCUUUUGCCAGCAAAAUCCGCCGCAACGAAAACCGGUUAGCUCAAACCGCUUUAGCCGUUACUCUAGUCCGGGUUCGGUCCACGACUGCCUACGUAGCUAAGCUGACUAAAGCAAGAAAAGCCAAACGCAGAGAGUACUUAGCCGUGAAGGAUUGUGUGGAGAAUCUUGGAGAUGGCUUAACGAUGUUGGCUCAGUCGAUGAGGGAAAUGAAACAAGUGUGUCGAUCCGGUUGUGGUCGGGACGAGUUCUUGUGGCGGCUGAGUAACGUUGAGACUUGGGUUAGUGCUGCUUUAACGGAUGAGACAACGUGUCUUGAUGGGUUUGAUGGGAAGGUUAUGGAUGGUGUGGUGAAAAUGGCGAUCAGAAGACGAGUGGUGCAUGUGGCUCGAGUUACUAGUAACGCCUUGGCUCUUGUAAACCGGUUCGCAUCUCGUCAUAAAUCAUAGAUUCGAGUAAAAAAACAAAAGAGUAUUCGGUCCUUAAUUAGUUUUUGUCAUGUCUUCCUUUUUCUUAUGUGUUUGCUUUUGUUUCUUAAUGGAUAAUUUGUAUUUAUUUGUAGUCUUGUGAUAUUUUAUUCUCAUGUCAUGGUUUGAAUAGAGAUCAUGAUUAGAGGUGGAGACAAAUACUCUCUUUUUUUUUGUCACACAAACGAUUAUAUUAAUCUA